Molecule: messenger RNA, 1617 nt
Organism: Hyalella azteca
Lineage: Eukaryota; Metazoa; Arthropoda; Malacostraca; Amphipoda; Hyalellidae
Product: RNA-binding protein with serine-rich domain 1-B
Biological process (GO): mRNA splicing, via spliceosome
Cellular component (GO): ASAP complex; nucleoplasm; cytoplasm
Molecular function (GO): RNA binding
Source: RefSeq, a predicted model, not a curated record
UUGUUGAGACCACAAAGGUUCGAGGAGAGGAUCAUUCAAGAUCAUCUAGUGCCAUCUCGGAACGCAAAAGUCGAGACAAAGAGAAGAAAAAUUCUGCAGUAUCCAAACGCAAAAACUCCAGUAGUGAAGAUGACAGUAGCCGCAGUUCUUCCCGAAGCUCAUCUGCUUCUUCCACAUCAUCAAGUUCCUCGUCUUCGUCAAGCAGUGGGUCAUCUCGUUCAUCCUCCUCUUCAUCAUCCUCAUCUGGAUCUUCAGUUAAAUCUAAGUCAAAGGACAAACAGGAUAAGAAGAAGGAAAAUAAGAGCACAACAGUUUCAGCAAAAAUUGAUGCUAAAAAGGCCAGUAACAACAAGAGCAGCCCUACCAAGAAAGAAAGUGUCACUGCUACUAAGACUAAAGUGGUUGCAAGUCACUCCAAAAGCAGGUCUCAGUCGCCACGCAACCGUCGUCGACAGCGCAGCCCAACCCCUCGCCCCACCCGCAUACACGUGGGCAGGCUGACCAGGAACGUCAACAAGGAGCACCUCUUGGAGAUAUUUUCUGUUUACGGCACCGUGAAGAGUGUUGAUCUACCGAUGUAUGAUGUGCGCCUGAACCCGACACUGAAUAAGGGCUAUGGCUACAUCGACUUCGAGACUCCCGACGCGGCAGAGGACGCUAUGAAGCACAUGGACGGCGGCCAAAUCGAUGGCCAGGAGAUCUCCGCUGCGCCAGUCCUCGUCCCGCGGGUCGCGGCGCCGCGCAGGCCGCGCUCCCCUCUGCCUCUGUACGGCAUGCCCCCUCGUCGCCCUGCUCCCGCCCGCGCCUGGCGCUCCCCUCCGAGGAUGCCGCCUCGGGCUGGCAGACGCUGGUCGCCUCCUCGUGGUGGGCGCCGCAUGUCACCGCCACGCCGCUCGCCGCCUGUCCGCCGUCGAUCUCGCUCACCUCUUCCCUCCCGACGCUCGAGAUCACCCAUGCCUAGGCGAUCAAGAUCUCCGAUGCCGAGGCGAUCACGAUCACCUAUUGCUUCGCGUCGAUCUCGAUCUCCUAUCGCCAGGCGAUCUCGAUCUCCCGUGGCUGGCAGGAAAGGAAGCCGAUCUCCUCCCCCGCCACGCAAGGGCAGCAGAUCACCGCCCCUCAGGAGGUCUCGGUCUCCCCCGCCUCGUCGCUCGCGGUCUCCGAGGUCUCCUCCUCGCCGACGCCGGUUCUCGCGUUCUUCAUCUUCCUCGUCUCGCUGAGCAAUUCCACCGAUUGUGCAGUCUGCACCUGCAACUCGUCUUUGGCAUCUGUGUUAAAUUGUAUGCAGCACCCUUCAGUUGUCUAACCAGUGCUGCCGGAAAAUAAUUCCCAACUCACAAUGUGGAAUCCCAUUAGUUGUGGAACAAUCCCAAAGAACUUUCGAUUGAAAAUAACACAGUUCGACUAAAUGAAAUUAACGGAUGUCGAAUUUGUUUUUUGUGUAAGUUGAGUUAUAGUACCUAGUUAGCUGCAAGGUCGUGAGGUGCUUGAAGUGAGGGUAAAGUAUUGAAGACCCGUACUUUCAGGUUAAUUUAAGUAAUAAAAUUUUCAUGUGAUUAUGAAUUUGCUUGAGCUCGUGUAAGGAGGACAUUUUUGCGACAGUAAAAACUUUAUGUUCAA